AUGGCCAUCACCUGCUUUACCCAGGAGCUCAAGACUUCGUUCGAGGAUGUUCAAGGUGGUCACUUGAAGUGGUUGAAGCACAGGAUUGAUGCUAUUGACGUGGAGAAGCUCGCGUGCAAGUAUACCUUGAUCGAGAGUGAUAUUGCAUUCGACAAGAUUGAAUCGGUUGUGUACGAGAUGAAAUUCGAAGCUUCCAGUGAUGGUGGGAGUGUCUGCAAGAUGAAGAGCGAGUACCAUGUAAAGGCGGGUACAGAGUUGAAGGAGGAGGACAUCAAACAGGGCAAGGACAAGGCCAUAGGACUCUGCAAAGUGGUCGAGGAAUACCUUCUCGCCAACCCAGAAGCAUAUGCUUAA
Messenger RNA from Punica granatum (pomegranate), 354 nucleotides. The record is from RefSeq and is a predicted model, not a curated record. NCBI's taxonomy places the organism in Eukaryota, Viridiplantae, Streptophyta, Magnoliopsida, Myrtales, Lythraceae.